Molecule: messenger RNA, 1274 nt
Organism: Condylostylus longicornis
Lineage: Eukaryota; Metazoa; Arthropoda; Insecta; Diptera; Dolichopodidae
Gene: Cpr62Bc
Product: cuticle protein 7
Exons: 3
Coding region: 153-749 (198 amino acids)
Cellular component (GO): extracellular matrix
Source: RefSeq, a predicted model, not a curated record
GUAACCUCAAGUCAUUUGAAGUGUAUUGUACUCAAAACUACAAGAAAGGAUUUUUCUUUUUUAUUUAAAUUAUAAAAAAAAUAAAUAAAUUUAUUUUAAAUUAAAUAUUCGAUAAUUUGUCAAAAAGAAAAAAAGCAAAUAAUAUAAAAGAAAUGGCUUUCAUUAAAUCAAUUGUAUGUUUAGCAGUUUUGGGUGUAGCUGUUGCAUCAGUAGUUCCAUUAGGUCAUCAUGCUGUUUAUUCAGCUGUACCAGCUCAUCUUGAUGAAGAACAUUUAGAUUAUUAUUCUCAUCCAAAAUAUGCAUACAAUUAUGGUGUUGCUGAUGCUGUAACUGGUGAUGUUAAAUCACAACAUGAAGUACGUGACGGUGAUGUUGUUAAAGGACAAUAUUCAUUAGUUGAACCUGAUGGUUCUGUUCGUACAGUCGAUUAUACAGCUGAUGAUCAUAAUGGUUUUAAUGCUGUUGUUACAAAAACUGGACCAUCAGUUCAUGUUGCACCAGCAGCUCAUGUUGCACCAGCUGUUGUUGCUCAUGCAGCUCCAGCAGUAGCAGUAGCUCAUUCUGCUCCAGCAGUUUUAUCACAUGCAGUAGCACCAGCUGUUGUUGCACAUGCCCCAGCUGCUGUAUCACAUGCAUCAGUUGCUCAUCAUGCAGCAGUACCAGCUGCUGUACAUGUUGCUCCAUAUGCUGCAUAUGCCGGUCCUGUAGCUUAUGCUGCUCAUGGUCAUCAUGGUUAUCAUCAUUAUUAAAACAGAAAACUUAAAAAGAAUGUGAAUACGAACUUUUGAAAAAAAGAAAUGUAUUAGAAGAAUGCAGGCUAUAUAUUUGAUCAAAAUGAGUUUUAUGAAUUGUGGACCCACCAAAUUGAUAUUGAAUUUUUUUUUUUAUUUUAAAAAUUUUAAUUUAGUAUAAUUUAAAUGAAUGAAUUGAAAAAAUGUCUUCCCAUCUUCCUUUUUAACUAUAUUUUUCGCAUAUGAACAUUUACAAGUUAUAUACAUACAUACAUAUAUUGUGUUUUUAUUUUAAUAUUAUGAGUCAUUCUGUAUAGAAAAACUGCCAAUAUAAUAAUUAGAAAGUAAAUGUUAAAAAUGUAAAAUAUUUAAUUGUAAUUGUGAAUUGUACAGAGUGUUACAGACUAUUUUCAUUACAUAUACUCAUUUAUACAAGCAUAUAAAUUUCAACGAAUUUUAUGUAAAUUUAUAUUUUAUGCUUUUUUAUAUUUUAUUUCUUAUAUUAUUUAAUUUAAUAAAAAAUUAUCUAUAAGGACACUGAAA